Ictalurus furcatus (blue catfish) is the source of this 4197-nucleotide messenger RNA. It is a transcript of the gene kansl1l, whose product is annotated as KAT8 regulatory NSL complex subunit 1-like. The coding region runs from base 401 to 3076 and encodes 891 amino acids. NCBI's taxonomy places the organism in Eukaryota, Metazoa, Chordata, Actinopteri, Siluriformes, Ictaluridae. Gene Ontology annotation, molecular function: histone acetyltransferase binding. The transcript has 15 exons. The record is from RefSeq and is a predicted model, not a curated record. Gene Ontology annotation, cellular component: NSL complex.
GGUGUUUGUAGUGGAAACCAUUAGAAUAUCUGUGAUCAUUUCUAUUUGUUUUGUAUAGAUUUUCAGCAGAGUGAUUGUGGACACACUUUGGGAGUAAAUGUUUAGUGUAGAAGAAGUGUGUGAUUUUUGGACACCGCUUGACUCAGGAUACGUUGCCAUGGUGAACUCGCUCCGGCGCGCGAGACUCCUCUGCUCGAGCCGUUUGCUCAGCGCCGCGCGAGCGCAGUCAGGAUAUUCUCUCGGAUUGUCUCGCGCGCUGGUUUGUUUAACGGCGGUUUUACAGAUUUGACCAAUCUCAACGGAUCCCCCCCCUUCUGAAAUCGCUAUUUUUGCCCAAGACACCGAAUAACCCAUAUCCGCUGGCCUUAUUUUGGAAAUUCGAGAAAGAAUUUUGUUCAUAAUGCCGCCAGCCCUCGACAAAACUUUAGAGAAAGACCGCAGGAUUCACGUUUCGUCGCCAAUUUUAACCCGAGACGUGAAUUCCAGCAGAGACAUGGAUGCUCAGAUUAAACCGAUGAACGACAGCUAUGCUAGGUUUUGGUUCGAUCUCUCCUCCUUGUCCGUUCUAGACUCCUGUAGAAUGAAAAGUUCUCUGGAGCUACCAGAGAUACCCCUACAGUCACUGGUUCACAACUCAGCAUCUUAUCAAAUGGAGCUCCAGCCAAGCUUGGGAUCAUUGCUCGGCUGCGCGUCCAUUGACGAAAGUGGUGCGGAUUGUCCGUCGCUUCGCGACGACUCCGGUUUCGAAGAACAAACCGCGGCCGAAGAACAGUCCGGGAGUGCUUCGAAAGAUCAUCAGAACUUAAUGCGAACUCUAUCACCUCUGCAGAGCUUCCAAAAAGGAAGCGAACCUCUUUCUUCAGCAAUAUCAAGCGGAUUCAGGAACAGCAACCAGAGCAAUGCUUUAAGACCAAUAUGGCUCUCAGCAGCUCACAGCGCAGUGCAGGAGGAAGUGGACUCUCAGACAGCGCGACUCGCGUCUCAACACCGUGUAUUAGCAACUCGCAUGGACGGAGCGAAACUGAGGCUCCAUGCCCUGCUGGGUGAAAACGCCCUGCAGAACUUCACCGAGCAACUUGACGAAAUGAGGAGGAAACUCUCACCCACGUCCGCCAAAACCGAACCUGAUCCACUCAGUCCCGCAAUAAACGAACGUGCUAAUGCUUUAGGGGCUCGUGGGGAAGCCGACUGUCUUCCUGAUCACUCUUCCGGGCUGAUAUCCUCAACGUUGAGUGGUCCAGCAGUGCAGCAGGGAAGUGGCACCCUUAGCAGUUCCUCUGAAUGCUCCUCAGUGGAGAAAAGCUCUGAGAGUGUGCAGCUUAUCAGAUGUGUACAGAGUUUAGUACAGUGUGGACAGGCAGUACUUCGCGAGGCACAGCAGGCUUUGGACUCAGACGCUACAGAAAGCAGCUCAGAUGAUGAUGAGACCAAGGAAGAAGAGACCAGAGGAAAGAGACCCAGCUCAGGCUGUCUGGGAUGCGAGUGGAGGUUUCAGUGCGAGAGAGCGAAGCUGGCGAGUCAGUGGACGUGGCUGAAGCUCAGGCUGUCUGAACUGGGUUUGCAGAUUCAGCAGGUUUCACAGCUCCAUCAGCACCUCCUCGCCAGCAAGGGAGGUGUUGUUUUGGCCGAGGCUCAGCCUUUGACAGACCUGCAGAUCCAGCAGACUCUGCUCACCGAGACGGCCGGUUUGACGUUAACAGCGGGACACACACACGAUCUCCACCCCGAGCUCGACAUGGAGCCUAGCAGCCCCACAUGCCUCCUCCGAAACAUCGAGAGACAGAGUGCCCAGCUGAGUCAGAUAGUGAACAGUCUGAUGGUUCCUCUGAGUGACUCGUCCUCACGCUGUCCUGUAGCUAAAGGAGACAGCAGGUGCUGGAGAGGCUCAAGAAAAAGACCUUUUAACAGCCACGUGAAAGACGUGUUCUUGCACACCGGUUCCACGUGUGCGCGCAAGGCGGCUCAGAAGAAGAGGCGUGUGUGUCGCCGAGGUCAGCUCCUGUCUCAGGUGGACAUCGCUCCUGUGUGUGCACGGACACGCCCUUUGGUGACUUACCACAAGCCCCGCCUCUUCAUCAUGGACCAAUCGCCAGUCACACAGCAGGGUGCAGACUCCUCAGCCUACCGGCGCUCAAGCUCUGUUUCCUGUGAUCCCAUGAGUGUGUGUUCAGACCUAGUGCACUCCAAAAGCACAAAUAGUACAGCCAACACACUUCACGGCAUGCUCAAGCCAAGCAAGAGCACAGUGUCCCACUGGAUCCCUACGGCUUCCUUCAAAGACGAUUGGUUCCAUCGGUCUCGAUCCAUCAUUCUGUCGCCCAGCUUCACCGCUGCAGAGAAACAUGCAUCCUCCAUAUUCAAUUGCACACAUGAGCGCCAGGCUGCACAGACGCAUUGUAAAGGAACACCGACUUGGGAGACACCCAGACAGACCUGCAGGCGGACAGUGACAAGACGACGCCAGCGCCGGGAAGAUGCCGAUAUGUGUUUGUCCCAGUCUGGCAUGUUUUCUCCCAGUGCUGAGGACAGUACAGAGGACGUUCUCACACCCCACCGCACAAAGCCACACCAGAGAAAGUCACAGUUUCCAUUGCGAAGGAGAAAAGGCGAAAGCAUCUAUAACAUAAACAACAUGUCUCUGGUUGCCUCUACAACAGUGGAGAAGCUGCAGUAUAAGGACAUUCCCACACCCAGCUGGAGGGUAGUGGAGCUUUCCCCGCUCGUAAAGGAAGAGGUGGAGGAGGAUAUCCAUAAGGUGGAGUCGCUAUCAGAUGAGGUGUUUAUUCGGCGACACCAGAGAUAUGAGCGCAGAGAGAAACGCUGCUGGAGCUCCUGGGAAAAGGGCAGGAGAUGCACACUCAGGACUAGCUGUACGGAUGUGCCGUCUGGUUGUGAACCGAUGCCAUGGGCGUGCAGCGCACCUACAGAUGCACCACAGGACAACGUGGAGGAAAGAGAGCCUCAGCUGCCCUGGGAGAGACGCACGUUCCCGCUGUCUAAGCCUGACGAGGAUACUCUGAGACAUCACGAAGACGCACUUAAGGCCGAGGACGCGGUCUGGUCAAAGAACGAGUAGAUGGAAUCGAGUCUGUCAGACAGCAGCUGUAAGAACGUUGUCUCCUCAUCUCUGGGUUAUGAUCACACACCUCCCCCUGCUGGACGCACACGGAACAAGCCCAGAAUGACUUCAACACCAAUUCACACUGGUACGCGGGUUAAACGGACAAUUCAUUUAAUGAAUUUUUAACUCCUUGCGGUUCAGUUUGAUGGAAUUCUUCUUUCUUUCUUUUUUUUUUUUUUGGUUCACACAGACAUCUUUUCAUCUGUGCACUACAGGAAGUGACAUCACACUGCCGACAACAAUCAGAUGUAAAUCCAUCGUUACUGAACGAUACUUUGAGAUGCUUUUUAAUACGAGUUUUAACACGGUUUUAUUGUAUAUUUUAUUAACAUACAUGGUUUUAAUGCAUUCCGUAACACAUUUUAAUGUAACGUAACGUAGUAUAUUUAUUUUUUAUAUAAGUAUGUAUGGUUUUUACAAGCUGUAGUCUCAGCACUGGUCUGCAGCGGAGAAACUGCAGACUGUUUUCCUCCUGUUGGACAGUAAAUCGACAUAUCUCAGAAAAUAAUGCAGACUCCAGACUUGAUCAUUGGAGAAAACCAAACACACGUACGGUAACAGUCUACUUUAAAGCGCACCUAUUAUGGUUUCGAAAUGUGCCUAAUUUUGUUUUAAAGGUCCCGUACAGUAGAUUUACAUGCAUCCGAGGUCAGAAAACACUUUAACGUGCUUAUAAUUUAAACUGCAGCAUGACUUUGUUUCCCCCCAGUGUCACAAACGACUCGUUAAACGACUCAUUAAACGAUCCGUUCUUUUACUCACUGCAGCAGCAUGAUGGAUCUAGAGCAGGACUGUAGGACGCUAUGUUCUCAAAUCUGAUUGGUUAGAAGGUGUGCAUUAUUUACGCGUUGGCACACGGCUCCAGCCGUAACGUGAACGGCGGGGUAAUAUUAACACGUCAGCGUUUCUAUAGUAACGGCUCGUAACACUUCAGAUUCUAGAGAGCAUUUGAUUGGACAGAAAAUCUGAUGAGAAGCUGAAGCGCAGAAUGACGUCAUCGAAAUUGUUGCUCCGUACUCGUGGUAGAGAGAGAGUGUACAGUUCGAAUGCGUAGCCUAUAGGUUCUAAAUUGUUUU